AUGGCUGAGGCUGUUGUAACACAGGCCUUGUCCCUUGUCGGAUGGGCAUUCUUGCCUGCUUAUGCCACGGCCUUUCUCCAGUCAAUCUACUACCGGCUCACAAUUCGAGCGGGAUCACGGCACCCGCAGCCUGGAGAGCCUCUGUUUGCAUACCACAAUCGACGAAUCCGCGUCUUUGUAUUGUCCCUCUACCUCUGCUACACCCUAAUUCAGGCCCUUUACGAUGUCAAACUGGCGGGCGAUUUCUACACCCUCCUUGGAGUCACGCCUUGGUCGAUGGAGAGGGAGGUCAAGAGUCGAUUUAGGAAACUAGCCUCGAAAUACCAUCCAGACAAACUCCACGAAAAUGGCCAGUCUUUAUCGGACGCCGAUACCAUAUUCGUCCAGUUCAGGCUAGCUCAUGAUACCAUUCUGGAUCCGGCCAAAAGAUUCGCGUAUGACCGAUUUGGACCUGUGAUUGUUCAGGUUCAACAGCCAGGGUUGAAGUCCAUUAGGGACUAUGUGUAUGCGGGUCUCCGUUCCAAGGUCCCGGAAUACGUGUCGAAUGCGGCCAUGCUCGUUCUGCUGAAUUAUAUCUGGCUACCAAAAUGGGGACAAUUCUGGCGCUAUUUCGCCGUGGCUUGUAUGGCCUCUCUGGAACUCUAUUUUCUGACCCACACCUGGGAGCCUCCGAGACUGGCCACGCUUUGGGCUUCCAUGGCCCAGAAGCUGUUACCACAACUACUGCCUCCUCAUCUCUUACCAUAUCAAAUCCUUGGCUUAGCAAGGCGGGUGUCCAUGUCCCUCAAUGUUUUCAUCUCCCAGCUCGCGCCUCCCUCGGCAAGAGAUCCGACCACAAGAGAUCUCCAGAGUCAACAGCAGGUCACGCUUCUCGCUCAAGCGGCCGAGAGAUUGGGUGCCGAGUCUGGUAGUCUCCUGCAGCUGGGACUGAGCCCAUUCAAAGGCAGCCGAGAGAAAUCAGAGAUUCUGAGGUCAGGCAUGCAAGAGUCUUUGCUCACAGGAGCAUUGAGGAAGAAUCCUGAGGUUCGGGAGGCGGUACAAAAGGCCCUGGACCGGAGGAGACGUGGCCCGAUUUUGCAAGAACCAGACUGA
Molecule: messenger RNA, 1092 nt
Organism: Rhinocladiella mackenziei CBS 650.93
Lineage: Eukaryota; Fungi; Ascomycota; Eurotiomycetes; Chaetothyriales; Herpotrichiellaceae
Exons: 2
Coding region: 1-1092 (363 amino acids)
Cellular component (GO): endoplasmic reticulum
Molecular function (GO): protein-folding chaperone binding; misfolded protein binding
Source: RefSeq, a predicted model, not a curated record